Brugia malayi is the source of this 1683-nucleotide messenger RNA. RefSeq lists its product as uncharacterized. NCBI's taxonomy places the organism in Eukaryota, Metazoa, Nematoda, Chromadorea, Rhabditida, Onchocercidae. The coding region runs from base 1 to 1683 and encodes 560 amino acids. The record is from RefSeq and is a predicted model, not a curated record. The transcript is spliced from 4 exons. Gene Ontology annotation, biological process: regulation of transcription by RNA polymerase II. Gene Ontology annotation, molecular function: DNA-binding transcription factor activity, RNA polymerase II-specific; RNA polymerase II cis-regulatory region sequence-specific DNA binding.
AUGCAUUUCAUCUAUUACUUCUGCUUCUUCUUCCAAUUGAUCAAUAUUCAAACCACUGCAGCGCAAACGGACCAAACAGAACCGUUGGAUUUAUCAAUAUCAAAAGUGAAGGAGAAAGGAGAUGGAUCACAAGGCUUAUCAAUGGAGGCAGUGAGUGAUGAAGGAAUUAAACCGCUGUUACGGCUCGUUCCAAUCGAAUCACUGAUGGAAGAGAUCGAACUAUCAAAGCAAAAAGAGAGGAGAAAGAAGCAACGUUGUGAUAUAUGUCGAAAGGAAGCAGCGCAAACGGACCAAACAGAACCGUUGGAUUUAUCAAUAUCAAAAGUGAAGGAGAAAGGAGAUGGAUCACAAGGCUUAUCAAUGGAGGCAGUGAGUGAUGAAGGAAUUAAACCGCUGUUACGGCUCGUUCCAAUCGAAUCACUGAUGGAAGAGAUCGAACUAUCAAAGCAAAAAGAGAGGAGAAAGAAGCAACGUUGUGAUAUAUGUCGAAAGGAAGUAACAUACAUGAAAACACAUAUGAUGACUCAUACUGGAGAGAAGCCGUACAGUUGUCCGAUAUGUAAAAAGAAUUUUACUCAGUCCCAAAGUAUGAAAGCACACAUGAUGAUUCAUACCGGUCAAAAGCCGUACAGUUGUUCAAUAUGCAAAAAGAAUUUUAGUCUCCCUGCGCAUAUGAAAGGACAUAUGAUAACUCAUACCGGUGAAAAGCCGUACAGUUGUCCGACUUGCAAAAAAUUUUUCAAUAAUUUCUCGAAUAUGAAAAAGCAUAUGAUGACUCAUACUGGAGAGAAGCCGUACAGUUGUCCGAUAUGCAAAAAGAAUUUCAGUCGCUCUUCGCAUGUGAAAGGACAUAUGAUAACUCAUACUGGAGAGAAGUCGUACAGUUGUCCGAUAUGCAAAAAGAAUUUCAGUCGCUCUUCGCAUGUGAAAGGUCAUAUGAUAACUCAUACCGGUGAGAAGCCUCACAGUUGUCCAGCAGCGCAAACGGACCAAACAGAACCGUUGGAUUUAUCAAUAUCAAAAGUGAGAGAUGACGGACAUGGAUCACAAGGCUUAUCAAUGGGCGGAGAGGAUGAGGAAAGGAUUGGUUUGCAAGUGCUUCAAACAAAAACUCUGGAUUUAUCGGCUCCAAAACUGAAAAAGGAAGGGAAUAAAUCGCAAGGCUUAUCAGUGGAUGGAGUGAGUGAUGAAGGAAUUAAACCGCUGUUACGGCUCGUUCCAAUCGAAACACUGAUGGAAGAGAUCGAACUAUCAAAGCAAAAAGAGAGGAGAAAGAAGCAACGUUGUGAUAUAUGUGGAAAGGAAGUAACAUACAUGAAAACACAUAUGAUGACUCAUACUGGAGAGAAGCCGUACAGUUGUCCGAUAUGCUACAAAAAUUUCGCUUACUUGCAUAAUAUGAAAAAGCAUAUGAUUACCCAUACCGGUGAGAAGCCGUACAGUUGUCGGAUAUGCAAAAAGAAUUUCAAUGAUCCCAGUAAUAUGAAAACACAUAUGAUGAUUCAUACCGGUGAGAAGCCUCACAGUUGUCCAGUAUGCGGGAAAGGUUACGUACGAAAGAGCGAUUUGCACAUUCACACGGCAGUUCAUGGCAUGAAUAGUAGACCAGUCUACCACUGCACUAUGUGCAGUAAAGACCUUCAGAGUAAACUAGGCUUGAAAUUACACAUGAAGAAACAUUAA